UUUGAUGACAAUCCUAGUUUAAAUUUCAAAUUUGAUUUGUGAACAUUGAUUCAACAUACUUGGUGAAAUGAGUUUCGAGGGAAAAGUUGCUUUAAUAACAGGAGCUAGCAGUGGCAUUGGUGCUGACGCAGCUAUUCAUUUAGCGAAAUUAGGUGCCAGUGUUUCGAUAGUCGGUAGAAACGAAAUACGAUUGAAUGCAGUGGCCGAAAAAAUUAAGAACUCGGGUUCACCAGUACCAUUAACAAUUGUUGCCGAUGUGACCAAAGAUGCUGAACGUAUUGUGGAUGAAACGAUCAAACACUUUGGUAAAUUGGACGUUUUGGUGAACAAUGCCGGAAUCGUUGGGCAAGAUAACGUUACUACUUUUGACAUGCCUGAGUUUGAUCGAAUUUUCAAUACAAAUGUAAGAAGUGUUAUAACGUUGUCGAAAUUGUGUGUCCCACAUCUUGAAAAGACUAGAGGGAAUAUCGUCAAUGUGUCAAGUAUUGCGGGUCUUAAAGCUGUUCCAAAUGUUUUAUCCUACUGCAUGUCAAAGGCGGCUUUGGAUCAAUUCACAAAAUGUUCCGCGCUUGAUCUUGCACCGAAACAUAUUCGUGUAAACUCGAUUAAUCCAGGGAUUAUCAAAACGCCAAUAUUCAAGACAGUCGGUCUUACAGAGGAAGUUGCUGAAAAGAUGUUUGAUGAAUACAAAUCAAAAUAUCCAUUGGGACGUGUUGGGGAAGUUUCAGACACGAGUUCGGCAAUUGCUUAUUUCGCUGACGAAAAAUCAGCGUCAUUUUUAACAGGCAUUUUACUAACCGUUGACGGUGGAUUCAUGCUGGCAUAAAUCGUAUAAAUUUAGCAAUCUUCUUCAAGUUGAGCCUGAGGAUUUAUGAAUUUAAUGAAUAUUGAAUUUUGUAAAUACACUUUUCCAGUAUUUUAAUAUCGUUUACGAUUACGAAUAACAAAAAUACGAUUAGAUAAAGAAAUACGGAUGUUAUCUCGAAAACGAAUAAAAGGGCGUCUUUAUUGAUAAAA
Molecule: messenger RNA, 1017 nt
Organism: Contarinia nasturtii (swede midge)
Lineage: Eukaryota; Metazoa; Arthropoda; Insecta; Diptera; Cecidomyiidae
Exons: 3
Coding region: 68-826 (252 amino acids)
Source: RefSeq, a predicted model, not a curated record